This is a messenger RNA of Rhea pennata, 1484 nucleotides long. RefSeq names its product transcription factor 7 (gene TCF7). Gene Ontology annotation, cellular component: chromatin; beta-catenin-TCF complex. Lineage: Eukaryota; Metazoa; Chordata; Aves; Rheiformes; Rheidae. Gene Ontology annotation, biological process: canonical Wnt signaling pathway; regulation of transcription by RNA polymerase II. The transcript is spliced from 12 exons. The coding region runs from base 1 to 1479 and encodes 492 amino acids. The record is from RefSeq and is a predicted model, not a curated record. Gene Ontology annotation, molecular function: RNA polymerase II cis-regulatory region sequence-specific DNA binding; DNA-binding transcription factor activity, RNA polymerase II-specific.
AUGCCGCAGCUCGGCGGCGGCGGCGGCGGCGACGACCUGGGGGCCACGGACGAGAUGCUGGCCUUCAAGGACGAGGGCGAGCAGGAGGAGAAGAUCCCCGAGAACGCCUUCACGGAGCGCGACCUGGCCGACCUCAAGUCCUCGCUGGUGAACGAGUCGGAGGGCAGCGGCAGCCCCGCCGCCGCCGGCGCCGCCGAGGCCAUCCGCCGCGCGCAGGAUCCGCAGAGGGUUUAUCAGGAGAAGCUCCCGGACCACAUGGAAGAUGGUAUCAAGCACCAGGACCCGGGGAUGUACAAAGGAUCGGCGUACUCCGGCUACCCCUUCCUCAUGCUCUCCGACCCCUACCUGCCCAACGGCUCCAUGUCGCCGCUGUCUAACAAGGUUCCCGUGGUGCAGCCGUCGCACGGAGUCCACCCGCUCACCCCGCUCAUUCCCUACAGCAACGACCACUUCAGCCACGGCUCCCACUCGCCCCACUUGCCCGCCGACAUCAACCAGAAGCAAGGAGUGCACCGUCCUUCCCAGACAUCCGACAUCCCUGGUUUCUACCCCCUCCCUCCUGGCGGAGUCGGACAGAUCACUCCUUCAAUGAGCUGGCAGAGCCAGUCUGUCUAUCCGCUCCCGUCAUGUGGAUUUAGGCAGCCGUACUCGUCAGCGCUUUCCCCUGGCGCCUCUUUCUCCAGGUUCCCCCACCCGCUGAUGCUGGGCUCCGGCAUGCACACCACCGGCAUCCCGCACCCGGCCAUCGUGCCCCACUCCGGCAAGCAGGAGAUGGAGCACUACGACCGAAACAUGAAACCUCAACCUGAACCAAAGAGAGAGAAGGAAGCCAAGAAGCCCACUAUCAAGAAGCCCCUGAACGCUUUCAUGUUGUAUAUGAAAGAGAUGCGGGCGAAAGUCAUCGCCGAGUGCACCCUGAAGGAGAGCGCGGCCAUCAACCAGAUCUUAGGAAGGAGGUGGCACGCGCUGUCGCGGGAGGAGCAGGCCAAGUACUACGAGCUGGCGCGGAAGGAGCGGCAACUCCACAUGCAGCUCUACCCAGGCUGGUCCGCCCGGGAUAACUACGGGAAAAAGAAAAGACGAACACGGGAAAAGCAGCAAGAUUCCAGCUCAGAUCCUGCCUCUCCUAAGAAAUGCAGAGCUCGCUUUGGCCUCAACCAACAAACGGACUGGUGCGGCCCGUGCAGGAGGAAAAAGAAGUGCAUUCGGUACUUACAAGGAGAAGGACGCUGUGCCAGCCCAGUUUCUUCCGAUGGAAGUGCUAUAGACUCCCCUCCCUCUCCCCCCGAUGCACUCCGAUGCGUAUCCUCCGCUUUUCCUUCCGACAAGCUUGCCGCCCCUGCCGAUCCCGCGCGCAGAGAGCAAAGCGACCCCUUCCCCGGCUCCGUGCACCUCAGAACCGCCACCUGCUCCUCCAGACCGACCACGAGGCGCUCGCCUGCGCCCCGCGCGGCGGCAGCGCCUCCCGCGGGGACGUAGUCCCG